CUGCAUUCUGAGGCUAUCAGCAGGCAGGUCGUCGACACCCCGCCAUGGCCCUGUGGAUGCGCCUCGUGCCCCUGCUGGCCCUGCUGGCCCUCUGGACGCCUGCCCCGGCCCGGGCCUUCGUCAACCAGCACCUGUGCGGCUCCCACCUGGUGGAGGCGUUGUACCUGGUUUGCGGGGAGCGUGGCUUCUUCUACACGCCCAAGGCCCGCCGGGAGCUGGAGGACCCGCAGGCAGGGCAGGCGGAGCUGGGCGGGGGUCCAGGCACGGGUGGCCUGCAGUCCUUGGCCCUGGAGGGACCCCCGCAGAAGCGCGGCAUCGUGGACCAGUGCUGCACGAGUAUCUGCUCCCUGUACCAGCUGGAGAACUACUGCAACUGA
Messenger RNA from Hipposideros armiger (great roundleaf bat), 377 nucleotides. RefSeq names its product insulin (gene INS). Gene Ontology annotation, biological process: positive regulation of protein secretion; glucose homeostasis. Bases 45 to 377 code for a protein of 110 amino acids. The transcript is spliced from 3 exons. Gene Ontology annotation, molecular function: hormone activity. The record is from RefSeq and is a predicted model, not a curated record. Gene Ontology annotation, cellular component: extracellular region. NCBI's taxonomy places the organism in Eukaryota, Metazoa, Chordata, Mammalia, Chiroptera, Hipposideridae.